This is a messenger RNA of Musa acuminata subsp. malaccensis (wild Malaysian banana), 4329 nucleotides long. Its product is annotated as PH, RCC1 and FYVE domains-containing protein 1. Lineage: Eukaryota; Viridiplantae; Streptophyta; Magnoliopsida; Zingiberales; Musaceae. Gene Ontology annotation, molecular function: metal ion binding. The record is from RefSeq and is a predicted model, not a curated record.
UUUUUCGCUUUUUGGUCUAUUUUUAGUCCUUUUUGUUGCCUCCUUUGGCUUUUUGACUCGUUUCUCCUUUUCCCCCCACCUUGUGAGCGAGCUCGAGUCCGCUGCUCCGCCUCCAGUGUUGCUCCGCCGCUCCCCCUCUCCCCCUCUCCCAUCACGGUUCUCCGACCACCCGAGGGCCGCUCGAGGAACAGACGCACCGCCGACGGGAAACCGCCCUUGUUCCCGCUUUAGGUCGGUGGUCCUCGUUGAAGUUUCCCACUUGGAAGUUACCGUCGGCGUCUCCUUUUCCCAAGUGCGGGGGAGGAUUUGUUAGGGUUUUCUCGUCGGAUUGGUGGAGAUUGAUGAGAGUCCGAGGGAAGAUCUGGCAUCUAUGACGACGCCUGAUCGGUGCUGGCGGCGCAGCGGAGUGGUACUCAGAUGGAAUGGCAGAUCUCGUCGGCUCCGGGGAUGUUGAGAAGGCACUCCUUGCAUUGAAGAGAGGCAGUCAUUUGCUUAAGUAUGGUCGAAAAGGGAAGCCAAAAUUCUAUCCAUUUAGACUGUCUGAUGAUGCAUCGUCAUUGAUUUGGUUAUCAAGUGGUGGAGAAAAAAGUUUGAAACUAGUUUCUGUUUCAAAAAUUAUCCCAGGUCAAAGAACUCCUGUUUUUAAACGGUAUCCGUGCUCAGAGAAGGACCACUUAUCCUUUUCGCUCAUAUAUGACAAUGGGACAAGGUCUCUUGAUUUGAUCUGCAAGGAUAGAUUCGAGACGGAGGUGUGGUUUGCAGGCCUCAAGGCGCUGGUUUCUUCUGGUCAUGUUGGACGACCAAAAAUUGAUGGAUGGAGUGAUGGUGGACUAUAUUUUGAUGAUUCCAAGGAUUUGAUAUCUAAGAGUCCAAGUGAGAGGUCGAGUGGCUCCAUUCUGGAUAGUAGUUCUCCUGACAUCAGUUAUAGUAUUAAAACUUCAUCAGUGGUCUCUUCUGAAAAUUUUGUACGCUUGGAAAGAUCAGAUGUAUCAAAUAUGCUAGCAAAAGGUGCCUCUUCAGAUAUUAUCAGAGUAAGUGUUUCUAGUGCACCCAGCACAUCAAGUCAUGGUUCUGUGCAAGAUGACUGUGAUGCUUUAGGUGAUGUUUACGUGUGGGGUGAGGUCAUAUGUGAAAUUUCUUCAAGAACUAGCACUGAUAGAGGUAUAAGUUUUUCUAGUGGAGGAGCCGAUGCACUUUUACCUAAGCCCUUAGAAUCUAAUUUAGUUUUGGAUGUUCACCAUGUGGCUUGCGGAGUCAGGCAUGCUGUUCUUGUUACUAAGCAAGGAGAAGUCUUUACAUGGGGUGAAGAAUCUGGAGGACGCCUUGGCCAUGGAGUUGGAGCUGAUGUUGUUCAACCUCGCCUUCUCGAGUCUUUAGCAAUUUGUCAUGCAGAUUUGGUCGCUUGUGGGGAAUUCCAUACUUGUGCUGUCACUACAGCUGGUGAUCUUUAUACUUGGGGUGAUGGCACUCACAAUGCGGGCCUUCUUGGACAUGGUAAUGAUGUUAGCCACUGGAUACCGAAAAGAGUUUCAGGACCACUGGAAGGUCUUCAAGUUGCAUAUGUUAAUUGUGGCACCUGGCAUACAGCCUCAAUAACAUCAACUGGGAAGUUGUUAACAUUUGGUGACGGAACAUUUGGUGCUUUAGGUCAUGGUAGCAGAGAAAGUGUUACGCAACCAAGGGAGGUAGAAUCAUUGAUGGGCUUGAAAACCAUUGCAGUUGCAUGUGGUGUAUGGCACACUGCUGCUGUAGUAGAGGUUAUAGUAGCUCAGCCUGGUGCAAAUGCAUCAUCGGGAAAGUUGUUCACUUGGGGUGAUGGAGACAAGUACCGACUUGGCCACGGUGAUAAGGAGCCACGACUCAAGCCUACUUGUGUGGCUUCAUUGAUUGAUUACAAUUUUCACAAGCUAGCUUGUGGUCAUAGUCUCACAGUUGGCUUGACAACCUCUGGACAAGUCUUUACAAUGGGAAGUACAGUUUGUGGUCAGCUUGGCAAUCCACAAUCUGAUGGGAAACUUCCGUGCUUAGUGGAAGAUAAGCUUGUAGGUGAAUCUGUUGGUGAAGUUGCUUGUGGUUCAUACCACGUUGCAGUUUUAACAAUUAGAGGUGAGGUUUUCACAUGGGGAAAAGGUGCUAAUGGAAGAUUAGGUCAUGGAGAUAUUGAAGACAGGAAAACGCCUACCCUUGUUGAAGCUUUGAAAGACCGAGCUGUUAAAUAUAUUGCUUGUGGUGCAAACUUUACAGCUGUCAUAUGCCAGCACAAAUGGGUAUCAGGUGCAGAGCAAUCACAGUGCUCAGCAUGCAGGCAAGCAUUUGGAUUCACCCGCAAGCGACAUAAUUGUUAUCAUUGUGGUCUUGUUCAUUGCCAUUCAUGCAGUUCCAGGAAGGCCUUAAGAGCAGCCUUGUCUCCCAAUCCUUCAAAACCUUAUCGAGUUUGUGAUUCCUGCUAUGUGAAAUUGAACAAUGUUUUGGAAUUUGGUGGAAUUAAUAAGAGAAAUGGCUUACCUCGCUUGACAGGAGAAAUCAGAGACAGGUUUGAGAAAGCAGAGAUGAAAUCAACAAGGCUAGUGUUACCUAGCAAUUUGGAUCUCAUGAAAGAUCUGGACAUUAAGGCAGCAAGGCAUGGGAAGAAAACUGACUCCUUGUCCUUUGUUCGAGCUGCUCAUGCCAGUUCACUUGUACAGCUGAAAGAUCUUGCUUUGGCUGGCGGGAUUGAUCUGCAGGGAGCAGCUCCUAGACCACUUCGCACGUCCAUGGUUCAGUCUGUAAAUCCUUCGAGAGCUGUUUCACCCUUUUCUAGAAAAUCUAGUCCUCCACGUUCUGCUACACCAAUUCCCACAACUUCUGGACUUUCUUUCUCCAAAAGUCCUACCGACACUCUGAAGAAAACAAAUGAACUCUUGAAUCAAGAAGUUCAGAAGUUACGUGCUCAAGUUGAUAAUUUGACAGAGCGCUGUGAACUUCAAGAAGUUGAGUUGCAAAAAUUAGGAAAGAAAGCUCAAGAAGCCACGGCGCUGGCUGCUGAGGAAUCUGCUAAAUCAAAAGCUGCAAAAGAAGUUAUUAAAUCUCUAACGUCACAGCUUAAGGAUAUGGCUGAGUUAUUACCUCAAGGGGUUCACAAAAAUGGUGCGAUAAGAUCAGCAGGCUUAUCAAAUGGAUUGGACUUACAUUCUGGUCCUUACUCAAUUCUUAAUGGGGAUCACCAGCAUAGAUUUAGUAUAAACAAUGCUAUGACAGCAGUGUCUCCUAUGGCUUCUGAGUCUACUCUUACGAAUGGAAAUUCAGGACAGAAUCAUGCACUAAUGAAUGUCCAUGAAUCUCACAAGAUGAACGCAAAUUCACAAGACUGUCAAUCACUGAAUUCCAGUGAAAUGGAAGAGGACUUCAGUACAGGAAAGCGUGACAGCAAUGCAGAGAGGUCAUCAUCCAGCAGUAAAGCUGAUAUUGACAACAAGGAAACUGAACGUCCUCAAAAUGGUGAGAAGGUUUAUAAGUCUCGAAGUCCCAUUUCAACAAGUAAUCAAGUAGAUGCGGAAUGGAUCGAACAGUAUGAACCUGGUGUCUAUAUAACUCUAGUAGCCCAUCGUGAUGGAACUCGAGAUUUGAAGAGAGUGCGGUUCAGUCGAAGAAGAUUUGGUGAGCAUCAGGCAGAAUCCUGGUGGUCAGAGAACCGUGAAAAUGUUUACGAGAGAUAUAAUGUACGUGGAUCAGACCGGGCCUCAUCAGCAGUGUCACGCCAAUCUGCACUUAGAUCAGAAGAAGAUUAUAUGCAUUCUUCCAGGGCUUAGUGAAAGUUGGUUUGAUCGCCAGAAAGGGAGGGGCAGAUAUCUUGCGUAGUAUUUUGAUCUUAUGAGGAGGACGUCAUCCACGUUAAGAAGUUCUAUUACAGAAUUGGUGAUAAUUGGGCCGGAAGGUGUACCAAGACUUCCAGGGCUUGCAGAUAAACUGGUUUUCUACCAAGAAUUGGUAUGACAGUUCAGUGACAAUUGCAGAUGCUGUUAGAUGAGUGGAAUCAGCCUCAAUGGGUCAUACAACCCCCAUUGUAGGUGGACUGCAGGAGACACCGAUGAUAUUUUAAUUUCAGUCAACUGUGUGGUUUGUCUAAAUCAUGGAAGAUUUCUUCAAUGGCCACUAGUGCAACUUCAGCCUACUUUGUAGGCAACUUUAUUAUCUUGAUCUGGAUUCUAGUUGGUUCUUUGAUGUAACCUGAGAUGAUAAUUUUGUAAAUGCAAUCCCUCUCGCUGAUUCCAACUUAUGUUCAUGUAGUAAUGGCUGUAAUAUCUUUUCAUAAUGUUAUGUAGAAUUUCUGCUCUGUGCAAAUUGGAACGA